ACAGUGCAAUAACCCCAAAAGGACAGUUUUUUAUAUUAAAAAAAGAAAGAGAACUAAUUUUCAACUCCUUUCUAACUCCUACGCAGAUGUCACGUGCAAUCUGAGGGUACAACAUCGUGCUUUCCGCUUCUCUGCCUUCUGCAUUUCUGCAAAUCCACCACCCACUUGAGGACUGAUCAGACCAAAUAAUACAAAUUUACAGCAGCUGCAAUAUUGUUUUUAAGUAUUCAAACUCUUAUUUUAUAUAUAUACUAGCAUAAGUUAAUGGUAAAGCUGUUUUUGUUUUAAAAAUAACUGAAAUUUUUCACCACCCAAAUCCCUCUGAGAAUGGAAGACUGAAGCUUUAGCUUUUAUAAAGAAAUGGGUUCGUACAAAGAGUUGCAGGCUUUUUUCACUGCCGUCUUUACCAUUAUUAUUAUUACUAUUAUUGUAGUUCAUUUCCAUGCACAAAGGUAUUUGUGACCGGAGAAUCUAGGUUGCACCGGGAAAUUAAUGGCUGCAAAGACAGGCGGUGGUUCGUUUGUUCAGCCUCUGCAUCCACCAUGUCCGAAAUCACCUCCAAAGUAUCCGGAUUUGUAUGGGAAACGAAGGGAAAAGGCUAAAGUUCAGAUGCUUGAGAGAGAGAUUAGUUUUCUUGAGGAGGAGUUAAAAUCUGUUGAAGGUUUCCAACCAGCUUCGAGAUCCUGCAAAGAGGUUACUGAUUUUGUGAUGGAAAAUUCGGAUCCUUAUAUACCUCCCCUUACCUUUUAUUUUUUUGUCUCUACUAACAGGAAGAAUCGAAAAUCAUGUGGCUUUCGGAGAUGGCUUUGUGGAUUGCCCUGCUGUAACUUGCAGUGCCUCUGCUGUUGCUGUAAUUCCGGCUUCAGUCGCUGUGAUGAUCAUGUAACUGCAAGUCCUGCAACUGCUGCAGCUCUUUGGAUGAAGAGUCGAGUAGAUGCUGUUCGUUUAAGUGUAGCGCAUGUGAUUGCAAUUCGUGUUCAAGCUGCUGCCGAGCUCUAA
Hibiscus syriacus is the source of this 999-nucleotide messenger RNA. Its product is annotated as guanine nucleotide-binding protein subunit gamma 3-like. Gene Ontology annotation, biological process: G protein-coupled receptor signaling pathway. The transcript is spliced from 7 exons. The coding region runs from base 493 to 999 and encodes 168 amino acids. Lineage: Eukaryota; Viridiplantae; Streptophyta; Magnoliopsida; Malvales; Malvaceae. The record is from RefSeq and is a predicted model, not a curated record.